Messenger RNA from Rotaria sp. Silwood1, 2253 nucleotides. NCBI's taxonomy places the organism in Eukaryota, Metazoa, Rotifera, Eurotatoria, Philodinida, Philodinidae. The record is from the annotation of a GenBank genome assembly.
AUGGUCGAUUUAUUAAAAGAAAAAACUGUAGUUAAUCCAUAUGCUGAAGAACCACCAAUGUCACCAUUACUUAGUGAAGAAAAUCAACAAAUGAAUUGUAGUCCAGAAGUUAUGCGAUGUAGUUUAAAUAUUAUUCCACAAACAAAAGAUAUACUUAAUAAAAGUCGACUUCCUCUUGGUAUUCUUAUUCAUCCAUUUAAAGAUCUUGAAAGUUUAAGUGUUAUUCAAGGUACAAAAAUUGUACGAUGUGAUUCAUGUAAAAGUUAUAUUAAUCCAUUUAUUACAUUUCUUGAUAAUACACGAUGGCGUUGUAGUAUUUGUUCUCGUGUUAAUGAUUUACCACAAGAAUUUCUAUUUGAUCCAAUAACAAAAACUUAUGGUGAUCCAAGUCGACGACCUGAAGUUCGUUUUGGUACUGUUGAAUAUACAGCAACAGCUGAUUAUAUGGCAAGACCACCUCAACCAGCUAUGUAUUUAUUUUUACUUGAUGUAUCACAUAAUGCUAUACAAACAGGUUAUCUUUCAUCAUUUUGUGAUAUAUUAUUAGAAAAUUUAAAUGGUUUACCAGGUGAUGCUCGUACAAAAAUUGGUUUUUUAACAUAUGAUAGUCGAAUACAUUAUUAUGAUUUAUCUGAUAGACAUAAUGGUACAUUUCGUAUUAUGAUUGUAUCGGAUCUUGAUAAUAAACCCGAAGAUUUUCUUCCUAUGCCUGAUGGUUUAAUGGUAACAUUAUGUGAAUGUCGUUCAAUAGUUGAAAUAUUUCUUAAUGAAUUACCUAAAAUUUAUCAAAAUAAUAAUGAAACAGAUUCAGCAUUAGGUUCAGCUUUACAAAUAGCAGGAAAAUUACUUGAUCAAACAGGUGGUCGUAUAACAGUUAUACAAACAAGAAUACCAAAUAUAAAUCCUGGAGCUUUAAAUGAAUUUAUUAAUACAGGAGGACAAAUAACAAAAGAACCAAUAACAAUUGUACCAACAUCAGAUUUUUAUAAAAAACUUUCACUUGAUUUUGCAUCCGUACAAAUAGCUUGUGAUUUAUUUCUUUUAAAUAGUCAUUAUAUUGAUUUAGCAACAUUGAGUGGUAUUGCAAAAUAUUCAGGUGGUGAAAUAAAAUAUUAUCCAGGUUAUCAUUCAAUUCAAAAACCACAUGAAGUUGAACGUUUUGAAAAUGAUUUCAGACGAUAUUUACAAAGAAAAAUUGGUUUUGAAGCUGUUAUGCGUUUACGAUCACCACCAGCAUUAACAAUUCAUACAUUUCAUGGAAAUGGUUUUGUUCGUUCAGUUGAUUUACUUGUUUUACCAAAUAUAAAUCCUGAUGCUGCAUUUGGCAUGCAAGUUAAUAUCGAAGAUUCAUUAAUUCAUUAUACAUCUGUUACAUUUCAAGCAGCACUUUUAUAUACAUCAAGCAAAGGUGAAAGACGUAUUCGAGUACAUACACUUUCAUUACCAGUAAGUUCAAAUUUAACUGAAAUAUGUUCAAAUGCUGAUCAAGAAGCUAUUGUUUCAUUAGUUGCUAAAAUGGCUGCUGAUCGAUCAAUAACAUCAUCAAUACAAGAAGCACGUGAUGCUAUGUCAAAUGUUGCAUGUGAUAUUCUUAAAGCAUGUUUAUCAAAUAAUUUAUCUAAUCGUGCAUUUUCAUUAUUGGUACCAUAUUCAUUACGUCUUAUACCAUUAUAUAUGUUAAGUAUGAUUAAAUCGACGGCAUUUCGAGCUGGUAGUGCACCAAGACUUGAUGAUAGAGCAUAUUAUUUAGAUUUAUGUAAAACAUUACCUACGCAGUAUUUAAUGCAAAUAUUAUAUCCUGAUCUUUAUCCAAUACAUACAAUUGAAGAUAAGAGUCAAAUUAUUCAAGAUGGAGAAGAUGAAUUACAUAUUCCUCAACGUGUUCAUUUAUCAUAUCAAAAUAUUGAUUCUCAUGGUGCUUAUAUACUUGAUACAAGUGAAUAUAUUUAUGUUUAUAUUGGUAAAGCUAUAAGUGAUCAUUUUGUUCAAAAUGUUUUUAAUCUUGGAACAUUUUCUGCUUUACCAUUGGAUUCAUAUUCAUUACCUGAAUUAGAAAAUCCAUUAUCAAUGAAAAUACAUAAUUUUCUUUCAUAUCUUAUUCAAAGUCGACCACAUGGUAUUGCAUUACAUAUUAUGAGAGAAGAUUCAUCUAAUCGACAUUUAUUUACACGUCAUCUAGUUGAUGAUAAAUCUGAAUCAACAAUGUCUUAUGUAGAAUUUCUACGUUAUAUUCGCGAACAGAUUGUUAAAUGA